UCAACGCGAGUGCUUGCAUGUGGGGGGUCAUAUAUGCAAUCCAUCAUCCACUCCGUUAUAUAUAAUGGAGGGAAAAUGGCCAUCUUUCUCACAUAGCCACACACUUCCGACCAAGAAACCAAAAAACAAUACCCUAUCCAACACCAACCUUUCUCUACACUCUAAAAACUGACAAAAAACCACAUUAACAACAGCAUGAAUCGAAAAUUUAUUGUUGUCUUCUUCGUACUGUGCCACUUGCAUUCUCUUCUCCUACCGCCGCCACUGCAGUGCAGCCGGAGCAGCCUCUUCGCCGCCGCCGCCGCCGCCGCCGGCGGCGGAAAGUGGGACCUACUGCAGCAAAACCUCGGCAUAGUCGCCAUGCAUAUGCAGCUGCUCCACAACGACAAGGUUGUUAUUUAUGACCGCACCGACUUCGGAGUCUCCAACAUUUCCCUUCCCGACGGGAAAUGCCGGUACGAUCCCAACGAUAAGGUGCUCGCCGUUGACUGCACCGCCCACUCCGUCGAAUACGACGUCGCUUCCAACUCCGUGCGUCCCCUCACGGUCAACACCGACGUGUGGUGCUCCUCCGGCGCCGUCACGCCCGACGGCGUUCUGGUCCAAACCGGCGGCUUCAACGACGGCGAUCAUGUCGUGCGAGUUUUCCGGCCUUGCAGUGAUAACAAAUGCGACUGGGAGGAAAUCCAGGGCGGUCUGAUCCAACGGCGGUGGUAUUCUACUAGCCAAAUCUUGCCGGAUGGACGGCAGAUCGUCGUCGGCGGCCGCCGCGCGUAUAGCUACGAGUUUUACCCCAAAACCGCCGCGAAUCAUGUGUAUAGUCUCCGGUUUUUAGUCGAAACUAACGACAAGAACGAGGAGAACAAUCUUUACCCGUUUGUUUUCCUCAAUGUCGACGGGAAUCUCUUCAUUUUCGCGAAUAAUCGAGCAAUCUUGUUCGAUUACACUAAGAACGCCGUCGUGAGGACUUAUCCGGUAAUGCCGGACGGCCAGCCGAGGUGCUACCCUAGCACGGGCUCCGCAGUUCUUCUCCCGCUGAAAAACCUGCAAUCUCCGGCGAUCUCGGCGGAAGUUCUGGUCUGCGGCGGCGCUCCGAGAGGCUCAUAUAUCAACGCCCAAAACGGGAAGUUUCUCCGCGCGCUAAACACUUGCGGGCGGAUGACGAUAACCGACCCGAACCCGAAAUGGGCAAUGGAGACCAUGCCGGAAGCUCGAUUAAUGGGGGACAUGGUGACUCUACCUAACGGCAACGUCCUCAUCAUCAACGGCGCGGCGGCGGGCUCCGCCGGUUGGGAAUUCGGUCGGAGCCCCGUUUUGAAUCCGGUUCUUUACCGACCCGAUAACCCCAUGGGCACCCGGUUCCAGCUCCAAAACCCGACUACAAUCCCUAGAGUGUACCACUCCACCGCGCUUCUAAUCCGAGACGGCCGGGUCCUCGUCGGCGGCAGCAACGCUCACGAGCUUUACAACUUCACCAACGUCUUAUUCCCGACGGAGCUACGCCUGGAAGCGUUCUCGCCGGCGUAUUUGGAUCCGGCAAUGGCAGCGACCCGCCCGACUAUCCUCUCACCCGCUUCACAUUCCCAAUUCGGGUAUGGAAAACGGGUUCCAGUUCGGUUCAAGGUGGCGGGACCCGUGAACAAAAAUUUGGUCACGGUAACACUCGUUGCACCCUCAUUUAAUACACAUUCAUUUUCUAUGAACCAAAGGCUUCUGGUGAUUGGUUCCGGGGCUGGGGGUGUGAAAUAUGUUGCUAAAAGUACGUAUCAGAUCGACGCAGUUACACCGGGUUCGGCCAUUUUAGCACCAUCCGGCUACUAUAUGCUAUUUGUGGUUCAUCAAGAAAUACCUAGUGAGGGCAUUUGGGUGCACAUUCCAUGAAAACAUAUGCAUGGAUAAAUAACCAAAUUCUUUUUGUUUUUAAUGAUUAAAUUCUUACACGAGAUUAGAAAAUUAAAUCCAAAAUGUAGUUAUUUUUAUGGUUGAUUGGAU
Ipomoea nil (Japanese morning glory) is the source of this 1992-nucleotide messenger RNA. RefSeq names its product aldehyde oxidase GLOX-like. Lineage: Eukaryota; Viridiplantae; Streptophyta; Magnoliopsida; Solanales; Convolvulaceae. The record is from RefSeq and is a predicted model, not a curated record. Bases 196 to 1881 code for a protein of 561 amino acids. The transcript has a single exon.